GGGGUCUGGCCCGGAGGCCCGGGGGUGUGUGUGUGUGCGCGGAGGGGAAAGCUGGGUGCCGGUUCGCGGACACGAAGAGCGGAGCUGAGGUGCUCCGUGGCGUGGGCAAGGGGCUGAGGCGGCGGCCGAGCCGCCCUCCCCUCAACUUGCCGCCUCCCGGGGAGGACGUCCCGCCCGGCUCCGCUGCCCCUCAGCUGGCAGCCGUGGGGCCGGGACUCCGCAACCUCUCGAAGCGUUUUCCUUCGUCCUUCAGGCCUGCGUUCCCGGAACCGGUUCCCGGCUUGGGAAAGGCGGUCGUUCCCUUAUCGGGGUCAGGCCGGCGGCCCCGCUCGGUGCCUUGCAGGGAGAUAGCUGGUGGUGGCUGUCACUCGGCUUGGAGGGACGACAGGUCGCCAUGUCGUGGCAGCGUGCGGGCCGUGGGCAGCUUAAAAUCGAGCGUGAGGCGGAUGGGUUGUAAGUGGAGCUUUUGGUAGAGAUUAAAGCUGCUCUGUGGAUGGCGAAGGGAUUUGCAGGACGAGAAUGAUUUGAGGAGUAGAAGCGUCCCUCCGAGGCUGCAAGCUGCGGGUCUCCUCUAGUUUGACACCAGGAAUUUGAGCGACUGACGCUCUGCAGAGGCGAGUGGGGUCAGAGCGUGCGUGCCCUGGGACCAAAGCCGGUGUGAGCCAGCCUUGCUGCUGGGAGAAGCCGUCCUGGCUGCUUCAUCCUGCUGCAGUGCUUGCUCUGCGAUCCAGGGCAGGGGCCUGGUCCGGGUUAAAGCUGGCCUCAGCCAGGUUAGUUCAUGACCCGAUAACGUUCAGGCUCGCCUCUGUGCCCGCACCAACGAAGCGACUGCGGCGGAAGGCUGGCUUUGGCCACCUUUACACCCACCGUGGUGACAGAGUCUCGCUUCAGCUGGAGGCUUGUCUGAGGUGUUGGGAGCAAAACGAGCUCAGCUACAAAACUCCUGGCUGAGCCUCUGCUGCUCAACUCGGAGCCCUGACCAGCGAUGCCACUUUUGGAGUUUUAAGCAUUAAUUUGCUUGGAGCUUAUACUGCGAAGAUGGCAUGGCAGCCCCGAAACUCUGCUGCCAGUAAGGCUAAGUGAUUUUAAAGUGAUUCCCUAAUAGUUGGCUGAUCUGAGAGGAGAGGUAAAAUGGGAGUGCUGCAAAGGAGGAAUUCGGAGAGCAUCAUGAUCCUUCUGGACAAGGCUCAUUUUUGCAUCUUGCUGUGAAGAAUGUAUGGGGUGAAGGCAAGUUUUGGAAGUGGCCUGUGAGAGCUGGGGCUUGAGCACUCACCUGCACUUUGGGGGAGAGGGGGCUGCCAGGUACGUUUACCUUCCAGGUGUUUAGGGUUGGGAGCAGUUCUGUACUGGUGCUUCAUGGUCCUAAUGCCACAGGGGGGUUGAUUUCUGUGCUGAAGUACCAGGUAGCGAUGGCUUCUGCGUGUGUAGUCUGUGCUGGGCAAAAUAUUUGAUGCCAUCAGUGGUCCUGCACUACGAGCUUGAGGCUGAGCUCAUCUGCUUAGAGACCUGCCUAGGCAGAUGUGUCACCCCUGCGUGGAGACUGUCACAGGGACAUGAAUCUGCUGGAGGCAGGUUUUCCAGUACCCCAGUGGCAUGGGGGAGAGAGUUGAAGGGGACAAAGCCAGAUGACCUUGUUUGACCUCGUUAGUGAAACCCGAAGCGUGACUCUUGAGAGCUUUUUGAUGCCUUGUGCACGGAACGUUUUGAUGCAACUUCAUGGUUUGGCCCCUUAAUGCUUCUUAGUGGAGAAGGUGGACCUUGGUUGGAGCCACAGGGUGUGGGGUGGCACAGGGGUCGCAUGUUGCAGGGCUCGUGCUUAAAGGGUGAAGUCCUAACCACCGUGAGGGAUUCUCACCUUGUGCCCUCGCAGAAGUUAUUUGGCUUUAAGAUCUUGUGUGUCCCUUAAUAUGAGAAAGGAGGACCUUCAGACACACCUGCUGCUUUGAAGUGUCAGUCACUCUGCCUGAUGUCAGCUUGGCAGACUCGAGUUGAGGCUUAGCCAGGUGGGAUGAAAGCUGCUGGGUGUCUCUGUUGGCAGGUGAAGGAGCUGGUUCUUGAUAACUGCCGUUCGGACGAUGGGAAGAUCGUUGGUCUCUCUUCAGAUUUUGAGAACCUGGAGUUCCUCAGCAUGAUCAACAUCAACUUGCUGUCCGUCUCCAAUCUCCCCAAACUCAACAAACUCCGGAAGCUGGAGCUGAGUGAUAACAGGAUUUCUGGUGGCCUUGAAGUUCUAGCAGAGAGAACUCCUAACCUGACACACUUGAAUCUAAGCGGCAACAAGAUCAAAGACAUCAAUACCCUGGAGCCCUUGAAAAAGUUGCCAAACCUCCAUAGUCUGGACCUCUUCAACUGUGAGGUGACAAUGCUUAUCAACUACCGGGAGAGCGUGUUCACCCUUCUGCCCCAGCUCACCUACCUAGACGGAUUUGAUGCUGAUGACCAGGAAGCCCCUGACUCAGACCCUGAAGCAGAUGGGGAUGGACUGGAAGAUGAGUAUGAGAAUGGGGAAGAAGGUGAGGAAGAGGAUGAUGAUGAUGAGGAAGAUGAUUUGGAUGAAGAAGUCAUUGAUGAUGAAGAAGAUGAAGAUGAUGAUCUGGAAGGUGAAGAGGAGGAAGAUGGAGUAGAUGAUGAGGAGGAAGAUGAGGAGGAAGAUGGUGAGGAUGAUGAAGAAGAUGAAGCUGAUGAUGACCUUCCGCGAGGGGAAAAGAGAAAACGAAAUCUAGAGGAUGAAGGAGAGGAAGAUCCAGAAGACGAAGAGGACGAUGAGGAUGACUGAUCCGAGCGAGCCAAUCAGUUUUACAGACUAUGACUGUGCUUGUCUUAACCUCCCCGUUGUGUCUAUGUGAGACUGUAAAUCCCCGUCUCCCACUCCUCCCCCCUUUGUAUGGCUGCAGCGUCCACAAUAUAUUUUUUUAAGAUGUAGAAUACUGUAGGCAUUCAGGGGAAUCUUCCAUACAAGGCUUACUUUCUCACAAGUAUCUCAUGACCAAAGGCUUUCUCCGUUCUGUGGUUUGUGCAGCAGUUUGCAAAAAAAAAAAAAAAAAAAAAAAAAAAAAAAAAAAAUCAAAAAAAAAAGAAAAAAAAAUUCCUCCUAGGGUAUCUUUCGUGUCUGAAAUCAGCCUUGCCACACUGGACCCAGAGCUCCAGCUCGCCACCCUGCCUGACAGCAAAGAAGGCGUGUUUGCUAUCCGCAUGCCCUCAGACCAGCUUUCUGAAGACACUUGAGCCAUCUUGAGCAGUGGGUGCAAAUCUGGUUCAUCUAAAUGGACUCAAAGCGAACGAUCACUGAGGUCUCUCUGAUCAGAAAUAAUGGUGAUGUGAUCUCUGGAGAUGCUUGAAGAUACUUUAGUGCUGGGGAUGUGGGGUGCCUGGGGUCUUGGGGAGAGGGGGGGGGUUGGCUGCUUGCAAGACCUGGUACCUCUGACGAUGCACCUUGCAGUAGCCCUGCACUUGCUUUCCUAUUUUUUUAAAAACUGGAAUAUUUUUCCUGGUGGCCACCUAGUAACUUCCACUUGGAUGUCCAAGUAAGUCUGAUUCUUGCGGCUGUGAGCGUCUUCGCUGUGAUGAGGCUUCUCGUCACCCCAUAGCAGCCUCUCCCUUUAGGAAGAGAUAGGAAAUAGCAGGUUAAGGGAUACUGCACUUCUGUCAAACUCCAUUUCGCACUGUACAGAACACGUUCAACCAGUAUCACUGUGAUGCACCUAACUCGGCGUUCCCCGGGAGACCGUGUUAGCCUAUAUAUUCUCAGGGUCCUUCUGCUAGCCAGUACCAGCUCUGGACAGUUGCCUCAGCGCUAGCCUGGUGUCCGCAUCCUCCUCCUCUUUCCUUUUCAGCAUGAAGAAAUGUGCAUUGAUCAGAAAUCCAGCUCUCUCCCACUUGUGUUUAUGCUCUGCGGGAGCACAGAUGGUGCCGCAGAGCAUGUGUCCCCCCACCCUGCGGUGGCUGGAAGGAGGAAGGGGUGGAUUCAGCCAGGUGUAGCUCUCCGCCGGAGGGUUUCUGACCCCUUGCCCACCCUUCCUCUGCCUGGAGGUGUUCAGCCGGCACAUCCGUUAGCUUCUGGGGAGCACUGGCCCCGUGGCAUCCAAGGGAUGGUAACUGCUCGGUGCUGGGUGCCGGAGAGCCGUGCUGGGGCGGGAGUAACUGCUGUUCCUCCUGCUGUUGAGGCUCUCCACGGGUGCAGACGCACUGGCACUUUGUGGCGUUCCCGGUGGUUGCUCUGGGCAAUCUGUCGGCACCCUGCGCUCGGAGGCGAGACUCGCAGCGGUUCCUUCAGAGGAGGGGUGUGUGUUGCAGCACAUCCGAGUUUCUCUUGCUUUGUUCUGUCCUUGCUGUUGUCUCUUGCAUUGUACAGUAGCUGUAACCAUUCGGAGAAGAACUAGUCCUGUAAAAUGCAAACUGAGUAACUUAUAAAUGUUAAAGGAAUUUUUAAAAGAAAUUUCAGAGCAGCAGUUACUUCUAAUUUUUCCCUGCAUUUUUAGCAGAUCGUAUGGAUUUUAUAUUAGCUUAGUAACUGUCAGGUUUUGAUUGGUCAGACUAGUCCCAGAAAUAAGGAUCUCCAGCCCUUUUGUAUCUUUUGUUACAAAAUUUGGAUAAAACUUUUAAUAAAGACUUCAGUUUUUAAAAA
This is a messenger RNA of Haliaeetus leucocephalus (bald eagle), 4624 nucleotides long. RefSeq names its product acidic leucine-rich nuclear phosphoprotein 32 family member B. The transcript has 6 exons. Gene Ontology annotation, cellular component: nucleus. Gene Ontology annotation, molecular function: histone binding. Bases 2009 to 2776 code for a protein of 255 amino acids. Lineage: Eukaryota; Metazoa; Chordata; Aves; Accipitriformes; Accipitridae. The record is from RefSeq and is a predicted model, not a curated record. Gene Ontology annotation, biological process: regulation of apoptotic process.